AUGGCUGAUGCAGAAACUAUUCCACUGCGGGUGUACAACCCAGGUAAGGUUGCACGUGUGCUGCAGGCUGGAACGAAGAUUGGAGUGCUUACGCCGGUAAAAGAAGUAAGGGAAAACCAGGAUUUUGGAGAAAGUGGACGAGAAGCCGGACGGAUCCCAGAACACUUGGUAGACCUUUAUGAAAAAAAUGUGGCAGCGGCACCAGAAUAUCGGGACGAGAUAGCCAAAUUAUUUCGGAGGUACCAACAUGUUUUUUCUACCAGUAAUGCAGACCUAUGUCAAACAGACUUAGUUAAGCACCAGAUAAAUACGGGAAACGCAUCACCAAUACGAGAAGUACCCCGGCAACAUCCUGUAAAAUACCAGGGGGAAAUUAGGGAACAAGUAGCAGAUUUAUUAAGCAGGAGUGUGAUCGAACCUACCGAAAGCCCAUUGGCGGCUAACAUCGUAUUGGUCGCCCAGAAGGAUGGGACAAAGCGCUUUUGCGUGGACUACCGUGAAGGACGCUUAUCCAAUUCCCCGUAUAGAUGA
Molecule: messenger RNA, 531 nt
Organism: Anneissia japonica
Lineage: Eukaryota; Metazoa; Echinodermata; Crinoidea; Comatulida; Comatulidae
Exons: 1
Coding region: 1-531 (176 amino acids)
Source: RefSeq, a predicted model, not a curated record